CGGCGCCGCGACGCGCCGGCCGAACCGUGCGCUUGCCGGCAUGCAGGUGCGGGAGUGAGAGGCUGCCGGGGGAAAGGGCGUGUGUGUGUGCGCGCCCGCCCGCCCAGGUUGUCGGCCCGGCAGCCGCGGAGCCGAGCGGCGGUAGGCGUGGCAGGGCGGAGCGCCCAGGGGCGGGAUAUCAUGACAGCGUUGGCCGCCGCCUCCUUUUUCUCCAACACUUGUAAUUUCGGUGGAUGUGGCCUCACCUUUAACACCCUGGCAGAACUUAUCGAGCACAUUGAAGACAUCCACAUAGAAAAUGACCCCAAGGUAUUGGAAAGGCAAGAACAACAGCAGCCAUCGUAUAUCGCACUAAGUUAUAUCAAUAGGUUUAUGACUGAAGCUGCUCGCCGUGAGCGGGAACAAAUGAGAAAAAGACAUCAGGCCAAAUUAACACCAGCUCUUUCUAGUCCUGUGGGAAGAGGAGGCAUGCCUGUAUCACCUCACCCUGGCAAUGGGACCUCAGCGUUUCCAGGCACACCACCAGUUACACCAUCAUCUUCCGCCUGCAGUGGAACUCCAACUGGCAGUGAAUUAGAUGAAGAAGAAAUUGAAUGUGAAGAUUCCGACAGUGAUGAAUCAUGGACAACAGAAAGUGCUAUUAGCUCCGAGACUAUUCUAAGCUCAAUGUGCUUGAAUGGGGACGACGAGAAGCCAUUUGCUUGUCCUGUACCUGGCUGUAAAAAGAGGUACAAGAAUGUUAAUGGAAUCAAGUACCAUGCCAAGAAUGGCCACCGCACUCAAACCCGUGUCCGGAAACCUUUCAAGUGCCGCUGUGGGAAAAGUUACAAAACUGCUCAUGGGCUUCGUCACCAUACCAUCACCUUUCAUCCACCAGUGUCAGUUGAUAUGCUUAGAAAGAUGCAGUUGUGAGGCAAUUCCCCCGUACCUGACUGAACUGCUAAUUGCAUACUCAGUUUUCUGCUAACAGGGGUGAGUGAAGAGAUUGAAUUUUCUCUCAAAACUAAUUGUUACAAAUCUUGAAAAAAGUUGCUCUUUAUUCUUUAUUUUUAAAUGAACUUUCUGUCUAAAAUAAACACUUUAUUAGUUACAAAGUUGUGUUCCCAUAAUGGCAUCAAAUGUUGCUACAAAUUAGAUACAAUAUUUUAAAUAUUAAUUUUGAGUUCCAGGGAUACUAUUUUAAUUAAUGAUUAUUGCUUCUAAAAGCACUUCUCUAUUCCUUUAUUGAGCUUCAAUAUUCAAUUGUAGGUUACAUCUUAAAAUUGCCAAUACAAUAAGUUUAUUUUUUAUAUUGCAAAAUGUUUUUAAAGAUGCCAUUGGUAGUACAAAAAGGUGCUGCUAUACUUUAGAUCUCGAUGUUAGAAUCCUGGGAUCUAAAUAAAGGCAAGCUUGAUUUAUCAUUAUCAUUUAUAGAGUAUUUUGAUGGGGAAUCAUCCUAACCGAUCCUUCUGUCAUAUACCACUAGAUUGAAUGUCAUGCUGUGCCAGAUUUGUUUUCAAGUGGGGGAUGCAAUCCUUGUACUAUGUAAUAAAAAUUUCUCUGGAUCAAUUCAUGAGAACUUGACAGUUGUUUCAAAGUUUCCACUAGACCAAAUUAAUCUUUAUCUUGAAGAAAAAAUAUAUUUAAAAAUUUCUAAAUUUAAAUUUGAAAUGUAAUUAAAUAGAAUCAAUUAAUGUUAGAAUCUAAGAUCGAAAGUACUUGAUCUAGAAUUCUAACAAAAGAAGUCACGUUGAUGGUUUUUGUCAUGAAAAUAGGAAACUGACCACACUAGUUAGGUUGUUUAUAAAGAUGAGUAAAACUAAAAGCAUUGUUCCCAGGUUAAAAGAUACUUAAUUUCUUGAGACAUGUGUUGGCCUUUAGUGUGCUAAAUCAGUGUGUGUGUAAUUAAAGCAGCAUGUGCACCAUAUGCUUAUAAAUAAGGUUUGCCUGUUUACAACUAAAUAAUGUACUCUUGCAUUAAAAGAAAUUCUGUUGUCAGCAAGUUAAGUUAUGGCAAUUUGGUUACUUAUUGGACGCCUGCCUAAAAUAUAAUCCUGACCUAGUUCUGCUAUAAUGCAGUAUCAGCACUUUGGAAGUUUUAAAAGAUUAUGUCUGUGGUUCAGAAAAUAUGAAAAUGUCAUAUUUUAUUUUAGAUAAUUAAUCUUGACCCUGGCAACCUUUUUUUCGUUCAGUUUUACCUUAUUUAAAAAAGAAAGACUAAGUUUCAGAUUGGUAAAGCUGGACACCCAGUUCUCUUUAGUAUAAUGUCGUUUUACAAGUAUUAAUAUUACAUGUCAGUGCUUAAAAUUUGAUCAAUGGUGAAAUUUCAUUGGGGCAUUUGAGAAGAGUCAAUCUGCUACGUACUAGUAAGAAUUUUGGAUGGAAUAAUCACUGCCUAAAGAUCAGAAGAUGUCUAUUUACUGCCACCCCUCCCCCCAUUUCAUGUUUUCAAAUUGAGAAGAGUAUAACAGUUUAGAUUCAGUACUUUUAUGGUUACAAUGAGUGUGACUCUGUGUUAGUUAAUAGCGACUAUAUUUAUCUUCUGGCUUUCUUCC
Molecule: messenger RNA, 2534 nt
Organism: Hypanus sabinus (Atlantic stingray)
Lineage: Eukaryota; Metazoa; Chordata; Chondrichthyes; Myliobatiformes; Dasyatidae
Product: juxtaposed with another zinc finger protein 1-like
Exons: 5
Coding region: 181-912 (243 amino acids)
Cellular component (GO): nucleus
Source: RefSeq, a predicted model, not a curated record